Molecule: messenger RNA, 1695 nt
Organism: Hemiscyllium ocellatum (epaulette shark)
Lineage: Eukaryota; Metazoa; Chordata; Chondrichthyes; Orectolobiformes; Hemiscylliidae
Gene: pth1r
Product: parathyroid hormone 1 receptor
Exons: 13
Coding region: 1-1695 (564 amino acids)
Biological process (GO): intracellular calcium ion homeostasis; cell surface receptor signaling pathway; adenylate cyclase-activating G protein-coupled receptor signaling pathway
Cellular component (GO): plasma membrane
Molecular function (GO): parathyroid hormone receptor activity; peptide hormone binding; G protein-coupled peptide receptor activity
Source: RefSeq, a predicted model, not a curated record
AUGGGGAACGGAGCCCCAGUUCUACGGACGCCAACAUCCAAGGAUGCAUUGUAUGCUGCUAUCUACAAAUACAAUGCAGGUUCCAGCGAGAUGAACCUAUUUAAGCUCUUGGGAGCCUCCUGCAUUGCAAUCAAGGUUGAUGCAGAUGAUGUAAUUACCAGGGAUGAACAGAUUUACUUGCUGCUGCAUGCUAAACGGAAGUGUGAACAGAAAUUGAAGUCCAAGAUGGAUAAAGCUGCUGAAGGGUACUGUGCUCCCCAGUGGGAUGGGAUCCUUUGCUGGCCAGAAGGACCACCAGGGAAAUUGGUGUCAAUGCAGUGCCCAGAUUAUAUAUAUGAUUUCAACCACCAAGGCCAUGCUUAUCGACAAUGUAAUGUGAAUGGGAGCUGGGAGCUUGUGCCAAGCAAUAACCGAACAUGGGCAAAUUACACAGAAUGUGCCAGGUACCUUGCACAUAUGAACCAGGUUGCAGAAAAGGACAUCUUUGAUCGUCUGUACCUCAUCUACACCGUGGGAUACUCUAUUUCCUUAUGCUCAUUAACUGUGGCAGUUAUUAUCCUGGGCUACUUCAGGCGCCUACACUGUACCAGGAACUACAUACACAUCCAUCUUUUUGUGUCUUUCAUGCUUCGAGCCAUUAGUAUUUUUGUGAAGGAUGCAGUACUGUACUCAGAGACAACAUUCUUAAAUCUGGAAAGCGUUGAUCUGGAGGAUCUGAAAUCUAUAACUGAUGCUCCUCCAUCCCAAGACAAGUCUCAGUAUAUUGGCUGCAAGGUGGCUGUCACCAUUUUCCUUUACUUCUUGGCUACUAAUUACUACUGGAUCCUGGUGGAAGGCCUCUAUCUCCAUAGCCUCAUCUUCAUGACUUUUUUCUCUGACAAAAAGUAUCUUUGGGGCUUCACCUUAAUAGGCUGGGGUGUUCCUGCUGUAUUUGUGGCAGCGUGGGCAAGUGUGAGAAUGACGCUGGCAGAUACACAGUGCUGGGAUUUAAGUGCUGGGAAUUUAAAGCUGAUUUAUCAACUACCCAUUCUGGCAGCAAUAUUGGUCAACUUCAUGCUUUUCAUCAACAUUAUUCGAGUUUUGGCCACAAAGCUGAGAGAGACCAACGCAGGAAGGUGUGAUACCCGUCAGCAGUAUCGGAAGCUACUGAAGUCGACUCUAGUGUUGACUCCGCUGUUUGGAGUUCACUAUAUUGUGUUCAUGGCUAUUCCUUACACGGAAGUGUCCGGCACGCUCUGGCAGAUCCAGAUGCAUUAUGAAAUGCUCUUUAAUUCCUCUCAGGGUUGCUUUGUGGCUGUCAUCUACUGUUUCUGUAAUGGAGAGGUCCAGAGUGAGAUUAAAAAGGCAUGGGCACGGUGGACAUUAGCACUUGACUUCAAACGCAAAGCCCGUGGAGGGAACACCAACUACAGCUAUGGACCAAUGGUGUCACACACCAACAACAGUAUCAGCACCAACCUGACCACCCGUGCUCCACAAGCUCUCCACCUCAACAGUCGACUGGGCAGUGGACUAUUGAAUGGGCAUCGGAACCUGCCAGGCUAUGUUAAAAAUGGCUCAGUCUCUGAGAACUCACCGCCCUCAUCUCUACCUGAGCAGAAUGGCAAGGAUGAUGAGCACAGCAGGAGUGUGGGGGCUUCAGAGUCCCACAAACCUUCGUUAGUUGUUGAGGAAGAGAGGGAGACAGUAAUGUGA